CUCCUCUCUCUCUCUCUCUCUCUCUCUACUCCGAUAGUCCGAUCACGAGCCCGAACGAACACACAAGCCCUAAUCCCGUUGAUCCUGUACGCCAUGUUCCUCCGCAGAGAGCUGUGGCGGAGGGGCACCCGAUCGGCGGCGGCGGAGGCGGAGCGCCUCAUCCUCCGCCGUGGCCUCGCCGGCGGCGCGCCGCCGGCGCCGCCGCCCUUCGACCACCAGCCGCGGCCCUACGCGGGGAUCUCCGGCGACGAGAUACUCCGCAAGAGGAAGACCUUUCUCGGACCGUCCCUCUUCUACUACUACCAAAACCCGCUCAAUAUUGUUGAAGGGAAGAUGCAGUAUCUUUACGAUGAAAAUGGAAAGCGUUAUCUUGACUGCUUCGCUGGUAUAGUAACGGUGUCUUGCGGCCAUUGCCAUCCCGAUGUGGUUAAUGCUGUGGUGGAACAGACAAAGCUUCUGCAGCAUACUACAACGAUAUACUUGCACCAUGCUAUUGUUGAGUUUGCCGAAGCAUUGGCAUCAAAAAUGCCAGGGAACCUAAAGGUUGUUUAUUUUGUCAAUUCCGGGACUGAAGCAAAUGAAUUAGCUAUGAUGAUGGCUCGACUGUAUACUGGUAAUUUAAGUAUGAUUGCCUUGAGAAAUGCAUAUCAUGGUGGAAGUGCUGGAACCAUAGGAUUGACAGCUUUGCAUACAUGGAAAUACCCAAUUCCUCAGGGUGAGAUUCAUCAUGUCAUGGAUCCCAAUCCAUACCGUGGAGCCUUUGGCUCUGAUGCAGUACGUUAUGCCAAAGAAGUCGAAGACCACAUUGCCUAUGGUACUCCUGGGAGAGUUGCUGGAUUUAUUGCAGAAACCUUUCAGGGUGUUGGAGGCGCAGUUGAGCUGGCUCCUGGCUACCUGAAAUUAGUGUAUGAUAAAGUGCGCAACGCUGGUGGUGUUUGCAUAGCUGAUGAAGUUCAGAGUGGCUUUGGCCGCACGGGAAGCCACUACUGGGGAUUUCAGACACAGGAUGUGAUCCCAGAUAUCGUCACAAUGGCAAAGGGUAUUGGAAAUGGUCUACCACUAGGAGCAGUGGUCACAACUCCUGAGAUUGCACAAGUGAUGUCGCAAAAGAUUCAAUUCAACACAUUCGGCGGGAACCCUGUGUGCUCUGCUGGUGGACUAGCCGUGCUUAACGUUCUUGACAAGGAAAAAAGGCAAGCACAUUGUGCAGAUGUCGGCUCUCACCUCAUAGAAAGACUAAAAUCUCUUCAGCAGAAGCAUGAAAUUAUCGGAGACGUCAGAGGCAGGGGAUUGAUGCUGGGAGUGGAACUUGUAACUGAUAGGAAAGAGAAAACACCUGCCAAGGCAGAGACCGCGGUAUUGUUUGAGAAGCUCAAAGAUCUUGGAGUGCUGGUUGGUAAAGGGGGUCUGCAUGGAAAUGUCUUUAGAAUAAAACCACCAAUGUGCUUUACCAAAGCAGAUGCAGAUUUUGUCGUGGAUGCGAUGGACUAUGCCAUGUCGGGGAUGUGAAGGUCUACUGGUUCGGCAAUAACAGUUUGACGAGUUUUCGCUCCCCUGCAGCACCAAGGGAUGUACAAGGGCUAAGGAAUAUGCGAAUGCUCCAUCUUUUUGAGGUGAGCGUCGAGGUGGUAUGUGAUAGCCUUGGUUCUUUUAUGGUGCUGUUAAAUUGAUCUUGACAUGUCAACUUGAUUUAUGGGAAAAAGACGGGUCCAAAUAACAUCAUUUGAACAGUUGCCUCUCACUCUCAGAGACAGAUCGGUUGAAUGAAACAUAUCUUUUAUGCCUGAGCCCAGGUCCAAAAU
Molecule: messenger RNA, 1802 nt
Organism: Ananas comosus (pineapple)
Lineage: Eukaryota; Viridiplantae; Streptophyta; Magnoliopsida; Poales; Bromeliaceae
Product: alanine--glyoxylate aminotransferase 2 homolog 1, mitochondrial-like
Exons: 9
Coding region: 94-1509 (471 amino acids)
Biological process (GO): glyoxylate catabolic process
Cellular component (GO): mitochondrion
Molecular function (GO): pyridoxal phosphate binding; L-alanine:glyoxylate transaminase activity
Source: RefSeq, a predicted model, not a curated record